CUAGCAACGUCCUCAGUGUUUCAUCCACACCGAUAAACACACGCCAUCUUCGCGGAGAGAAAAGAAGUCCCUGUUUAAAGUUAAACUCGGUCUCUUCAAUUUGCGAAGAUUUUUGCUUUUGGAGAUGGCGCUAAGUGUGGUUUUGAUUUGUUUCUUGGGUCUUACAUUUGCUUUUGCGGCAGCUGAUCCCAGCUCUCUCCAGGAUUUCUGUGUCGCUCAAGCCGGCAGUUCAGUGCUCGUGAAUGGCCUAGCUUGCAAGGACCCCAAAACAGUUCAGGCAAAUGACUUCUCCUUCGGUGGGCUCCAUCUACCAGGCAACACGUCAAACCCUGUCGGCUCCAAGGUCACCCCGGUGACCGUGACCCAGCUCCUGGGGCUCAACACUCUCGGAAUCUCCAUGGCGCGCAUCGACAUCGCACCGUGGGGAAUCAACCCGCUCCACACUCACCCCCGAGCCACUGAGAUUUUGACAGUUUUCGAAGGAACACUUGAAGUAGGGUUCAUCACUUCCAACCCCGACAACCGCCUCAUCUCCAAGAUCUUGCAAAAGGGUGAUGCGUUCGUCUUCCCUCAAGGCCUUGUUCAUUUCCAAAGAAAUACUGGAAAUCGAAAUGCGGUAGCUAUCGCAGCUCUUGGUAGCCAAAACCCUGGUGUAAUUACUGUCGCUAAUGCUGUGUUUGGGUCGACUCCUGAUACUUCCGCGGACAUUCUUGCCAAGGCAUUCCAAGUUGAUAAAAGUGUCGUUGGCCAAAUUCAAUCAAAAUUUUAG
Molecule: messenger RNA, 769 nt
Organism: Syzygium oleosum
Lineage: Eukaryota; Viridiplantae; Streptophyta; Magnoliopsida; Myrtales; Myrtaceae
Product: putative germin-like protein 2-1
Exons: 2
Coding region: 125-769 (214 amino acids)
Cellular component (GO): cell wall
Molecular function (GO): manganese ion binding
Source: RefSeq, a predicted model, not a curated record